Messenger RNA from Coprinopsis cinerea okayama7#130, 4003 nucleotides. RefSeq lists its product as hypothetical. NCBI's taxonomy places the organism in Eukaryota, Fungi, Basidiomycota, Agaricomycetes, Agaricales, Psathyrellaceae. The record is from RefSeq and is a predicted model, not a curated record. Bases 1 to 3801 code for a protein of 1266 amino acids. The transcript is spliced from 5 exons.
AUGGCCGACAGCGCAAACAUAAAUGGAACGUCCCGUUCUUCCGCGACGUCCAGCGUUUCUCCAACAUGGGGUCCACCAAAGUCCCCACUAGCUCCAGAACGUCUCGCAAAGCUCGCCAAUGCGCUCGGUGUAUCGACUCCAAUACCUCCGACCUCCAAACCUUCGGGUCCCCCCUUUCUCUCCAGGUCAUUCUCUGAUUUCUCUGGCCCUCCAGAAAGCCUUAGAAGAUCCCCGACUCCAUCAGUCACCAGCUCUGCGGGUUUCAAUGUCCAACCUCCACCAACGUCAAGAUAUCUGCUCCACGUUAUCCCUCCUAUGCACCUGCCCCAUGACCCCGACACUUACGACUCCGUUUUGACACCACCCCCGCCAACAGCCUCAGGAUAUCAUACACAGUUUAGACGCGGAACCUUGGUGCCUGUACACUCCACACUGCAGGCGCAAUUGGGAGCUAUUGCCAAGGAAUACGCGUUACCUAGUACAGCUGGCCUCAUCCUGUACUUGGUUUCGUCGGGUUCGUCAACCAGACCGCAGAGCCCCACCGGUUCCGAAGUCAACCCUAUGCUCAAUAGCGAAGGAGACGAACCUGGUCCACGGCUGUCCGAAGAGAUUUGGCGGCACCUCUGGUACCGCGUGAUUCAAGCAGAACAGCGCGAUGGAAACAUGCUACUGCUUCCUUCCCUUUCACGAAGUCCAACGCCACUGCUAAGUCCCACCGCCGCACGUUCAACUCCAUUCCUCGUCACCGAGUUCAACGCCAACUUACGCCUUCCAGCUUCCCCCAUAUCUCCCCGCCCCACCUAUCCUUCGAUCGCCUCCCCGUCCACGCCCUCUUCAGUAUCAGACUUGCGCUCAAGUUCCAAAUCCGCCCCGCCAUCAGAGUCGGCAGCUCAGUCUGAGCCAGACACCCCCGACACGUCUGUUGAUGUCCAUGACAGCGCUUCCGUUAUGCGCGCCAACUCCCUUGAUCUCCCAGGGCUUGGCUCGACCUCCCUGAUUCCCAUUUUGGCCAAAGUGGAGUUUGAUAUCGACACUCGCAAAGCGGCCUGGUAUAAGCCAUGGCUUCGAAGUAGGAAAGUUAACCAUGCAAAGCGGAACCGGAGUCGGAAUGGGAAGGGUGAGAAUGCGUCCGGUGAAAGUGGGAAUGAGAAGGACGAGGAGAAUGCGAAGGCGAAGGAGCCCGCAAUCCCAUUGCUCAUGGGCAAAAAGAAGAAGGGAGGAGUGGAUGCGCUGCUCAAGACCGACCUCACAGACGAUGCGACGCUCAAUGAAGGUGGCUACGAACAACUUACUGAUUCCGACUCGGAUUCGGAUGAUGAUCUCGAGUUCGCAGAAGACUCCACUGCGAAGGAUCCUCUGGAGGAUGUCUUUGGGUCAGAUGCAGAUACAUGGGCAGAGAUGAAGGCUGAACGAGGAGUUAAUCCCAAUGUUGUUGACUUGGCAUUGACGGGAGAAGAACUUACUAGGCCCGACGACUCAUUCAUCACGGACGAUAAUCACUUCACCCGAGAGGAAGAAGAGGUUAGGGAGAUGCUUGACCGAAUGUCCCAAGGUGGCCGAACCCCCGAUCCGUUCAUGAACGAGGAGCAAACAUCUCCAACGCUCUCCAAGAAGCAUGUUCCAGCGCCUCUUGUUAUCGUUCCGAAUCCAAAUUCCGAGCACAUAAUCUCCACGGAGCCCAGCCCAGCCCCCACCGCAAGCCUGUCGUAUCUCGAAGGCGAUUCGCCAGCCGAGCUUCAAGACGAUGAUGACUACGGUUAUCGGGCGAAGAGCCCAACGGAGUCCGAAAAGCGCUCUGGUGCCCUUUUCGAAGACCUUGACUUGGGGCUGGAUCCCUCUGAAGAUUACGACGACAACGACCCGAACGAUCGGAGAAGAAGUCAAUAUGUGAUGAAAGCACAACUUGACGAAAUCGAGAGGACACUGGCGCAGCUGUCCCCACGCAUACUCAAAACCGAUUUGGAUGACGACGUGAACCAGAGUUUCAGUUCAGCAACCCUAUCACCAAAUUCGCCCGCCAAGUUGACGCUCUCGCCCCUUCGAAACUCGGAUCUAUCCCCAGCACCUCGAUUACCGCAGCAUCCCGACCCUCCCAAUGAACCGACCGAGGGUGCAUCCUGGCCUGCGAUACCGUUUUCCCUAAUCAAGAAUGCUUCUGAAUCGGAAUCCAACCCUAACAGGCCACCCUCCCCUCCACAAUUGGCUGUCAACGGCAUCACAACAUCCGCACCACGUUCCUUCAUCGUUCGAAAUCCCAGUGGGGAAGUCUCAUCGGAGACGAUUCAAAGGAAGAAGGAACUCGAAGAGGAGCAAGCCUUAUAUGGGAAGAAUCGAAAGAAUUCCAUCGAAUCACCCGUUAUCCCGCUAUCUCCAGAUCCAUUCGGGCGAUAUUCUUCAUCCACUCCGGAAAAUGUCCCCGUCCUCACGGAGAAUGGGUCUCAGUGGGACACUGUCACACUCGGUCGGACUUCGAUGUCACUCGGUGAAGAUAAGAUACCUCCGCCAGGUGGACGUACUCGAUCUGGAACGACGAUAAGCAGAUUUUCUGCCGAUUCGCUCUUGGAUGAACCUGCCCCGACGGCUGCGGCGGCAAAGUCUAAUCGCGGCACUUUGAUGUCGGUCAAGAGCAUCAAAAACCUUUGGAGGAAGAGCAACAAGGGUGAUAAGGACAAGGACAAAGAGAAAGACAAGGAGAAGAACCAGCCACCUCCAGUGCCCAAUGGCGCAUCAGCAUCCGGUCGGGUAUCCCCUGGAGUGCCUCCCAAACGAUCGUCGGGACGCGUGUCGCCUGGCGUCCCUCUCCGCCCGGAACGACCAUCGCAGGAGAACCUUGAUCUCCCCGACGUUCCGGCCCUUCCUGCGGGCUCGAAUUAUGGUCGUUUCUCCCCUCAACCUGGGAUGAACAACCGUCCACCAUCUAGGGCAUCCCAAGAGUCGUCGAGACGCCCUUCUGGUGAGAUGAGCCGCACUCCGUCGAUGGGAAGCAAUCGCCCAUCAAUGGACUAUUCUGGCAUUCCGCAGAAUCGCCGUCCCUCUAUGGACCAGCGGCCUCAAGAAUCCAUGCCACCCCUUCCACCUCCCAUGAUGAACCAACAAGGGUUGUCUGUUCCCUUUGCAAAUCGCGGUAAUAACAACUCCCCCAUAAUCCCCACGCAGAUGCUUCCCAGUCGCACCGGAGGCGCACUGGACCGCCUCCACUUUGACCAGGAGUCACCGUACCCUAACCCCAUUCGCACAGUACGCUAUGCGCCACGCACGCCAUCGCCUCCUCAACAGCAAUUACUCCAGCAACAACAGCAACAUUUCAUGCAACAACAGCAACAACAAGGACAGUUGGCAUCUAUACCCGAGCAACAGCAGCAGCAAGAGCAAUUGGCCCGUAAGUCGAUUCUCAAAUGGAAGUCGUCGGCUGGGGCCAAUCACCACUCCCAGGAAUACGAGCCGCGCUCGAGCUUUGAUAGGACAAGUUACAAUGGCGCAGCAGCAGCGGGAGGGCCGCAUGGGGGUAGGAAGGCCAGCGUAACUAAUUUUACGUCUGAUAUGCCUCCACCGAGUCCAUUCUUGCCUGACCACCUUGCCGCAGGAGGCAUGGGUAUGGAUAUGAAUGGCGGUCCCUCUCGAGCGCCCUCAGCGGCCUCGUACGCGCCAUCUUUCGAUCCCCGCCCAACCUCACCCUCUGCAAAUUCUUUCACCUCUGAUAGAAGCAUUGAUUCUUCUCAGUUUGAAAUUGUGUCUCCAAGAAUGGGCUCUGGAUUGCCGUACCCCUCCACGAGCUAUCACCACGGUUCUCAAGAGUCAUAGCACGUACCCGAACUCUGCUUGCAUGCAUACACAAAACACUCGUCCGUUUCAUUUCAUUGACCCUGCUUGCUGUCGUUCCCCUUCCACUUUUCACUUCUCACUACAAGUACUCUCUGCAUUUGCAUUGUUUCCUCUCCAUUGUUUCCUCUUGUGUUUUUGUGUCCUUUGCAUCGAUCGCAAUUCAAGCUCAGGGUCGUUUUUA